AUGGCGGAGCCGACGGACUCGAGCGCCCCGCCUGGCGAAUCCACCAACUCUGCGACGGAACCGAAUGCGCCAGCUGCUGAGGCAGUCCAACCUUUAGCUCAAAAUGAGCCCCCUCCAGUGGAGACAAAUCAACCUUCGGCGGAAGUAAAUCAUGAACCAAUACAGCAUACAGAGCCUGAACGACCAGCAGAACCAGCGCAACCAAUGGAGCCAGGGCAACCGACACAAUCGGAAGAGCCAAUUGCGCCAGCACAGCCCAAAGAAUUCGCGGCGCCAGAACCGCCAGCAGAGCCAAGUCAGGCCGCCACAGGGCCAACACAGGAUGCGAGCACAUAUCAAGCAGACGGAGCUAGCCAGCCAGCACAAGUUCCAGAUGUGACACUACCAUCUGUUGAAUCGUCGCUUCCCGCGAUUGAGUCGACCCUCCCACCUAUGGACACAUCACAUACCUUUGAUGAUGCAGAUCUUCACUCCUUCCACGGGUUGCCUUCUUUGGGUUCCUCUGCAGCUCCGGACAUGUCGCUCCCUGCAAUUGACACAACCCUUCCUUCGCUGGACCAUUCCUUGCCAGCAAUUGGAACCGAUGAUAUUCCAACAAUGGAUGGCCAUGACUUUGGUGAUGGCAGUCAUUUGGACCACCACGAUUCGAAUACUGGCACAGGAGACUCUACGGGGCCUGGGCACGACACGAACCAACACACUGGUGUAAACGGUGCAUCUCACUACCAUGCGCCAACCAACGGUUCCUACCAAUAUUCACACAGUCCUACACCCUCGCAGCAACCAGCAAGCCAGCAGUCACCGCAGACACAUAACCAGCAUCAAUUCCAGACACAGCCGCAACAUUAUCAACAAAACGACAUGUAUCACAAUUCUGGUGCUCAAGCGCAGGCACCUAUCGGGUCACCGCUACCGAACAAUAUGCCACCGAUGGCUUCGAUGGGACAGUACAUGACUGGUUAUCCCUCCAAUAUGGGACAAGGAAAUGCGCAAAUGCGGUACCAACUGCCAGGAGAUCCGAACAAGAUGCUAUCUGGCAAUAGGCAUAAGAAAGAAGUGAAGCGACGAACAAAGACUGGUUGUUUGACUUGUCGCAAACGUCGAAUCAAGUGCGACGAAGCACAUCCUGUCUGCAGAAAUUGCGUCAAAAGCAAACGUGAAUGCUUGGGCUACGAUCCUGUGUUUCGAACUCAAGCCUCUACACCAUCGGCUAUUCAACCAGCUCCUAAUCCUCCACCUUCGCUGGUUGUCAAUCCACAGGGUCCCUCUACCUCAUCAGCACCAUCAUACCCUUCCUAUCCUUCUGCGCCUCCUGGGUAUAUGCCCGCUUCGUCUCAACCAUUCGCACCUUCCCUUCACUCUGAGUCGCCCAGUGCUUCCACGGACCAGCACGAGCACCGAGUUUCCAUUGAUUCUUCUCUGGCAGCAAGUAAUCAACCAAAUCAUACAGACAUGCAGAACACCGCUCCACGCCAACAGGGCUCAGAACCUGCAUACAAAGCCAAAAACCUCUACAUAAAUGACCUCUUCUCUUUGAGGGGGAUUGCCCCUCCUCCUCCUCACCCCAUCGCAACCCUCCCAGCCGGUCGCCUCGAAGAGAUCCAAGCCGUAUUCCUGGCUACCUAUGCACCUGCGAUUGACAAGCUCCUGGAGGUCCGCUGGUAUUCAGAGAGUGCUCUCUCAUUACUCAUGGCUGAUGCGCAGCUCAUGGCGGAUUAUUCGGCUUUGAUCAACGCGUUCAAUGAGUGGAACCUUCAAGACGGCGAAACACUUGCUCGCCUAGAGAGCUUCGAGGCCUCGAUUAUCUGGAAAAGCAUGUCAUUAUGUCGCCAGGUGCCAGAUGGAGAAAACGCACAACAGGGUCGGGACUGGAAUCUUUGUGUUGCUUGCGGGCGGUUAAACGUGGUGGAAGCAUUGCUCACCUGGAACCACCUGGAUUCAAACCCGUUGUCACGGGAGCUAGUCAUGGAUGCUGCCAACCCCCCGAACACCCCGGAUCAGUUCCAGAGCCGCCAAUUGGAUUUCUGGGAUCAGGUCGGAGAAUUCCUUACACUUUAUGACAACGAGGCAAGCUCUGCCAAGCAGAUUGACGACACUCUUGGCCGGUGCCGACAAUUGCUGGAUACAUACGAGAACCGCGACAUCAUCUAUUCCAUCUCUGUCGCACGUCAUCUUGGACAGCGCUGGGCCGACUUCCCCAACAGCCUGCCCAAGGUGGGCUAUACCACGGAGAAAGAGGCGGGAACUCGGCUCUUUGUUGCACAGAAGUUCCUCGAAGAGGAAGCCGAGGGCAAGGGCACAACCCAGAUCUACAAGCGGAUCUGCUGCAUGGCAGUUCGCUCAUGGUGGGUUGCUCGCGGGUAA
Penicillium bovifimosum is the source of this 2364-nucleotide messenger RNA. Its product is annotated as putative C6 finger domain protein. The coding region runs from base 1 to 2364 and encodes 787 amino acids. Gene Ontology annotation, molecular function: zinc ion binding; DNA-binding transcription factor activity, RNA polymerase II-specific. The record is from RefSeq and is a predicted model, not a curated record. The transcript is spliced from 3 exons. Gene Ontology annotation, biological process: regulation of DNA-templated transcription. NCBI's taxonomy places the organism in Eukaryota, Fungi, Ascomycota, Eurotiomycetes, Eurotiales, Aspergillaceae.